Molecule: messenger RNA, 1715 nt
Organism: Emys orbicularis (European pond turtle)
Lineage: Eukaryota; Metazoa; Chordata; Testudines; Emydidae
Product: intraflagellar transport protein 56
Exons: 18
Coding region: 51-1715 (554 amino acids)
Biological process (GO): intraciliary transport involved in cilium assembly; intraciliary anterograde transport
Cellular component (GO): ciliary base; ciliary basal body; intraciliary transport particle B
Molecular function (GO): intraciliary transport particle B binding; protein binding
Source: RefSeq, a predicted model, not a curated record
CGUUACCGGGGUAACGGAGUCGUUGGAGAAGCGAGGAGCCCAGGGGCAAGAUGAUGCUCUCCCGGGCCAAGCCGGCCGUGGGGGGCGCCCCGCCGCAGGGUGACAAACGGAAGAAGAAAGGCAAGAAAGUCCCGCAGCUGGAGGAGCUGCUGGCCCAGAGGGACUUCACCGGCGCCAUCGCCCUGCUGGAGUUUAAACGGCAUGUGGGGGAACAAGAUGAGGACACCGACCUUUGGAUUGGAUACUGUGCCUUUCACCUGGGGGACUACAAGAGAGCAUUGGAGGAGUAUGAGGCUUUGACCAAGCAACCAGGUUGCAACCCUGAUGUCUGGGUGAACCUAGCAUGCACUUACUUCCUUUUGGGGAUGUAUACACAAGCUGAACAGGCAGGCUUGAAAGCACCUAAAAGUCGACUCCAGAAUCGUCUGCUCUUUCACCUAGCACAUAAGUUCAGCGAUGAAAAGAAAUUGAUGAGCUUCCACCAGAAUUUGCAGGACAUCACAGAAGAUCAGCUCAGUCUGGCAUCUAUCCACUAUAUGCGGUCCCACUACCAAGAGGCUAUUGAUAUCUACAAACGCAUACUGCUUGAUAACCGGGAAUACCUGGCUCUCAACGUAUAUGUGGCUUUAUGUUACUACAAACUGGAUUACUAUGAUGUGUCACAAGAGGUGCUGGCUGUUUACCUUCAGCAAGUUCCUGACAGCACCAUAGCUCUUAACCUCAAGGCUUGUAACCACUUCCGUCUUUACAAUGGCAAGGCUGCUGAGGCAGAACUCAAGAGCCUGAUGGACAAUGCCUCGUCAUCUUUUGAGUUUGCUAAGGAGCUCAUUAAGCACAAUCUGGUUGUAUUCCGAGGUGGGGAAGGGGCUCUGCAGGUUCUGCCACCCCUGGUUGAUGUUAUUCCUGAAGCCAGAUUGAACCUGGUGAUUUACUAUCUCCGGCAAGAUGAUGUGCAGGAGGCUUAUAACCUGAUUAAGGACCUGGAACCUACAACUCCACAGGAGUACAUACUCAAGGGAGUGGUGAAUGCAGCCCUUGGACAGGAAAUGGGCUCAAGGGAUCAUCUGAAAAUUGCUCAACAGUUCUUCCAGCUUGUGGGAGGAUCAGCCAGUGAAUGUGAUACAAUCCCAGGGAGACAGUGCAUGGCCUCCUGCUUCUUUCUGCUCAGACAAUUUGAUGAUGUCCUGAUUUACCUCAACUCAGUCAAGAGUUAUUUCUACAAUGAUGACACUUUUAACUUUAACUACGCCCAAGCCAAAGCUGCCACUGGCAAUACCAGCGAGGGUGAGGAGGUGUUCCUCUUGAUCCAGAGUGAGAAGAUAAAGAAUGAUUAUGUUUACCUUAGCUGGCUGGCUCGUUGCUAUAUCAUGAAUAAGAAGCCUCGACUGGCCUGGGAGCUCUACCUGAAGAUGGAAACCUCAGGAGAGUCCUUCAGUCUCUUGCAACUCAUUGCAAAUGACUGCUACAAGAUGGGCCAGUUUUACUAUUCAGCCAAAGCCUUUGAUGUUCUGGAGAGACUGGACCCUAACCCUGAAUACUGGGAAGGCAAGAGGGGUGCCUGUGUGGGCAUCUUCCAAAUGAUCUUAGCUGGCCGAGAACCUAAAGAGACACUGCGGGAAGUGCUACAUCUCCUAAGGAGCACUGGUAACCCUCAGGUAGAGUAUAUCAUCCGCAUCAUGAAGAAGUGGGCCAAAGAGAACAGAGUGCCUGUCUAA